CUCCCCCGCGCCCCCGCCCCCUCGGCCGCUGUGCUCUCUGGCGUGACUCGGCACUGCGAUCCCCGGGAGAAACGCCGCGGCCGCCGUCUCCUCGGUACAGGCCUCGGCUUUCCUCAGCCUCCCCGCUGCCUCUUCUGGGUCGUCUUCUCCUUCAGUUUCGAAGCCGGUGGCGUCGCGGCCGCCCUGCCGGGCUCUGUAAGAAUGGUGGGGGUGAAGCCGGUCGGGAGCGACCCGGAUUUCCAGCCGGAGCUGAGCGGCGCGGGCUCCAGACUCGCCGUGGUCAAGUUCACCAUGCGAGGGUGUGGACCAUGUUUGAGGAUUGCCCCAGCAUUCAGUUCUAUGAGUAAUAAGUAUCCACAGGCAGUUUUCUUGGAAGUAGAUGUACAUCAGUGUCAGGGAACAGCUGCUACCAACAAUAUAUCAGCAACACCAACAUUUUUGUUUUUUCGAAACAAAGUGAGAAUUGAUCAGUAUCAAGGAGCAGAUGCUGUGGGAUUAGAAGAAAAAAUCAAGCAGCACUUAGAAAAUGACCCUGGAAGCAAUGAGGACACAGAUAUUCCAAAAGGCUAUAUGGAUUUGAUGCCUUUUAUUAACAAAGCUGGCUGUGAGUGUCUUAAUGAAAGCGAUGAGCAUGGAUUUGACAAUUGUUUACGAAAAGACCUGACCUUCUUAGAAUCUGAUUGUGAUGAACAGCUACUUAUUACUGUAGCAUUCAAUCAACCUGUUAAGCUUUAUUCAAUGAAAUUUCAAGGGCCAGAUAAUGGUCAGGGUCCUAAAUACGUAAAAAUUUUUAUCAAUCUACCUCGAUCUAUGGAUUUUGAAGAGGCAGAAAGAAGUGAACCAACUCAAGCUCUGGAACUAACAGAGGAUGAUAUUAAAGAAGAUGGCAUUGUCCCACUUCGUUAUGUUAAGUUUCAGAAUGUUAACAGUGUAACUAUAUUUGUUCAGUCCAAUCAAGGUGAAGAAGAAACAACAAGAAUUUCAUAUUUUACUUUUAUUGGUACUCCAGUCCAGGCAACAAAUAUGAAUGACUUCAAACGAGUAGUUGGCAAAAAAGGUGAAAGCCACUAAGGUACAAAAGACACUGGAAGACCAUGUUGCAAUCAGAUCUACAGCUCCUGGAUAAUUGCUUGAUUCUCGCCAGAGACUGUCAAUAUUCCAUUCAUUGCCAUUACCAAUAAAUCAUUGCUUUUGUUCAGAUGAUAUCACUAGUGUUUCUAUUGUAAUCUUGAUACAUGCAAUUGUAAAUAAAAGUCACUACUUUUGCCAAGCUCAA
Equus quagga is the source of this 1276-nucleotide messenger RNA. It is a transcript of the gene TXNL1, whose product is annotated as thioredoxin like 1. The record is from RefSeq and is a predicted model, not a curated record. The coding region runs from base 202 to 1071 and encodes 289 amino acids. The transcript has 8 exons. Lineage: Eukaryota; Metazoa; Chordata; Mammalia; Perissodactyla; Equidae.